GUGGGACUUGUAGUUUUCGCGCAUGCUCUUGGCGUGUAACGCUGUGUUAGGACUCUUUCUGCUGCUCGAGUCGGGAAGUCGGUUGUAACCCCGCUGAGCCCGAGGCGGAUGGUGGCCACGUUACGCCUCCUCAACUCGAGAAGCCGCCUGCUCCGCCUGCUCGGCAGCACGCACAUGGGAGACAUGGGUUCUAAAUGCCAGCUGCCCGCAAAGGAGGAAUGCCUUCCGGGGAGAUCGGAGAAGAUGCGCGUAGCCGCGAAACACCACGUUAAUGGGAACUCGACAGCGGAGCCGUUUCCAGACGGAACGCAAAUGGCCAUAUUUGGCAUGGGCUGCUUUUGGGGAGCAGAAAGGAAGUUCUGGAGACAGAAGGGGGUCUACUCCACCCAGGUGGGGUUUGCUGGAGGUUGGACCCCUAACCCUACCUAUCAGGAGGUCUGCUCAGGAAGAACGGGUCACGCCGAAGUGGUCCGAGUCGUCUACUACCCAGAAACCAUCAGCUACGAGAAACUGCUGAAGGUCUUUUGGGAGAAUCACAACCCGACCCAAGGAAUGCGGCAGGGAAAUGAUGUCGGCACGAUGUAUCGCUCUGCCAUCUACACCUACGCCGAGGAACAGACCGACGUGGCCUUAAGAUCCAAAGAAGAAUACCAGAAGGAGCUGACGCAGAACGGCCACGGGGAGAUCACCACCGAGAUCCGCGCCGAGACCAACUUCUACUACGCAGAAGAUUACCAUCAGCAAUAUCUCAGCAAGAAGCCCAACGGUUACUGUGGGCUGGGCGGCACCGGGGUCUCCUGCCCGAUUGGCGUUAAAUAGCUGCGGAUUGCGUCAGGCGCCAACCGCCCCUCAUAGAAUCUUUUGUCAUAACCUUAACCUUUUAGACAUUUUAAUCGACUCGCCUUAGGAGGAACACUCUCAGUCUUUAAAUACCAAAGAUGUGCCCUGGAAAGGCUUUUAGAUACCGUAC
Messenger RNA from Spea bombifrons (plains spadefoot toad), 970 nucleotides. RefSeq names its product methionine sulfoxide reductase A (gene MSRA). Gene Ontology annotation, cellular component: cytoplasm. The transcript has 7 exons. Bases 109 to 819 code for a protein of 236 amino acids. Gene Ontology annotation, molecular function: peptide-methionine (S)-S-oxide reductase activity. Lineage: Eukaryota; Metazoa; Chordata; Amphibia; Anura; Pelobatidae. The record is from RefSeq and is a predicted model, not a curated record. Gene Ontology annotation, biological process: cellular response to oxidative stress.